AACCAGAGGUAUCACUCACCUGGUGGACAAAGAUCACAACCUCAGUAUGUUGACACGAUGGAUUCAAUGAGUGAGUCAGUGAGAGACAUUCACUCCUCUAGGUAAUUCCCACACACUACAGGGUCCAGGAAUAUACUAACUUUGUAAAGAGAACAUACACUGGCUCAGAGCUAAGAGCCGGGGGCUUAGGGCCAUGUGUGAAUUGAUCACGACUGUUUUAUCCCCUGGGGGCUGCCGCACGUUUCAGAUCUUCUGGAGCUGACGCUUUGACCCCUGAUCUGGUUCAGCGUCUCUCUUCUAAAAGCAUGUUUGUGAGAGAAGGUUCCUUUGUCUCUGUUUCCUAUGAGUUUGAUAGGUUGAUGGUGGGAAGUGUAACAGAGUGUCAAUUUUGGGUCCAUAACUGCCCAAACUUCUUUAACGGCUUGUGACUGAUGCCAGGCCAGGUAUGUCUACUACAUACUAUAGAUGGCCAUUAGUUUGCCUGACUGUAUAUGUCUAUACAGGGGCUCUUUACUACAGCUUAAAUAUAAUUGCAGUCUGAUUACGAUGGAAAUAGCUGCCCCAGCCUGAGAAAUUGGAGGUGUGGCGUGAGAGCGUGUGAAAAGGGUACCAUUUGCGUGAGUCUCAUGCUCAAUGCGUGAGAGUUGGCAGCUCUGCACAUAUGUGUGUGUGUCUGUGGGGACACAAACAAAGGCAAGAUGACCGAUUCAAAAUGGUCACUGUGACCACAUGGCCUAAACAUGAAAGACCAGGGCUGCAGUCGAAAAGUCAAAAUAAUUUCCUUUCCUAACCCAUUUUCCUUGACCUUGAUGAAAAACACCAUGAGAUCAAGGAAAGAUGUGAAGGAGAAUUCAUAAGGACUCGGGAAAAGACAAUUUCAGCGUGGAGAGAAUCCGACUGCACUUAAACUAAGCUUUUUUUUAAACUAACUUUAUUAUAACACAUGGAAGAUAAAUCCUCCUUUCCUAACCACAAAAACAGAGCAAACAGGAUUGAAAUAUUGAAAUAAGAUGAAAUGAAAGGAAUAUACAAAUAAAGAAAGCUGAGCCAGUAAAAUAAUAGUUGCAAGAAAUUUGAAGAAAUUAUAUUCAGACACAAGUAUAUAGUUUGUUGACAUACACGUGUGACAUUUCUAUACAAGUGUUAACAGAUUUGAAAGAGAAUAAAUAUAUAUUUAUGUAUUUGGGCUUCAGUCGAUCAGACAAAAAUUUUAAUCAGUUCAAGAUCGUGUCACAAACAUAAAACAGCUGCUCUGUUGUUUCUACAUUUACGUGGGUCUGCCGAGGUGACACUACAAUGGUGCAUCUCUUUACAUGUUAUGGCGGCAAGGAAUUAUGGGACGGCAUUUUCUCCUUUACUUGCGUAAAAGAAGGUCCAGUGUUUGGAGAUAGGUUGGGAGCACUAAAGCUCCUUUCCUCAUCCUUUAGAGAAUUUGACCAGCUCCUAUCAUGGCUGCUGCUGAGACACUUCUGGGUCAUUUCACUCAGUAAGGAACCUUCCUAUGAGCAAAAAAGACUAGUAGAUAGAUAGAUAGACAGAUAGAUAGAUAGAUAGAUAGAUGGAUAGAUAGAUCCGACUCGUACCGGAUUGGAUGGUACGAGUCUCUACAGCACCCGGAAGUGGGUUUUCUGAGUAUGAUGUUUCAUAAUGUGUCUAGGAAUAGGGGAAGCAACAACUGCCGAUGUGGUGUAAAGGUGUAAACCUCACUGUAAAGUCACUGAACAAUGCCAGAUUUAUAUACCAGAUAUCACAGAUGUUAUAGCAGUCACAAAAAGAUGGAAUGUUGUGCUAAAAGCAUUAAAUUUCAAAGACUAGAGGGUUCAUAAUAACAUCAGAUGAACUUUUAAAUAUAUUUUUGCACAGAACAAAGACUGCGGAUUUUAUAUUGCAAAGUGCUAAAUUGUAUAAACUGUCGUAGUGUUCAUAUGGGCACCUGGUUGUUGUUUUAAGACAGACCUCAAACACUGCAAACCUGUCCUUUAACCUGGAUGAGUCAAUAAUGAGGAGAAUUAAGCUACAGCAGGACGGACUUCAUUAGAUAAAAAGGAGAGUGUUGCAGAGAGGGAGUCUAGUCUAGUCUGAUAGCAGAUGCUGGAUCAGGUAGGACAAUGAAUUGGACUCAGCUGUGGCUGCUGGCCUUUCUGGCCAUCUCCUGUCUGACUUAUCUGGCUGUUGGAUCUCCAUUGAAGGUGAUGUCUGCCCCCAACUUGUUGCGUGUAGGAACAGCAGAAAACAUCUUUGUGGAGUGUCAAGACUGCACCGGAGGAGACAUAAAUGUCGAUAUCAGCGUGAUGAACUUUCCAACCAAAACCAAAAUGCUGGCAUCCAUACAUGUGACCCUUACCAGUGCAGAUCGCUUCCAGGGAUUUGGACAAAUAACGAUUCCUGCAGAAGACUUCAACAAAGAUCCAACCUUGAAGCAGCGUGUCUACCUGCAAGCUCAGUUCCCUGACCGCCUGCUUGAGAAAGUCGUCUUAGUGUCGUUCCAGUCCGGCUACAUCUUCAUCCAGACUGACAAGACCCUCUACACCCCAAACAGUAUAGUUCAUUUCAGGAUGUUUGCAGUAACACCACGCAUGGAGCCUGUGGAGAGGGAUACCCCAACCAGUACUUAUGCUUCCGUAACCAUCGAGAUUGUGACUCCUGAGGACAUCAUUUUCUCUCUUGACACUGUCUCUCUGAAAUCGGGAAUCCACUCAGGAAGUUAUCAACUUGGUGAAAUUGUCAGUCUCGGGCUUUGGAAAGUGGUGGCCAGGUUUCACAGCAACCCACAGCAAAGCUACUCUGCAGAAUUUGAGGUCAAAGAAUACGUGCUGCCCAGUUUUGAGGUGAAAGUGAUACCUACGAGCUCCUUCUUCUACGUGGACAGUCCACAGCUCACCAUCAACAUUAAAGCUACGUAUCUGUUUGGUGAAGAGGUGGAUGGGACAGCCUUCGUGGUAUUUGGUGUUGUGCAUGAGGGUCAAAAGAAGAGUUUUCCUGACUCCAUUCAAAGAGUGCCGAUCGUGCAAGGUGAAGGAGUGGUCACGCUGAAGAGAGCGCACAUCACACAGACCUUCCACAUCAACAACCUGGUGGGGGAUUCCAUAUUUGUAGCUGUCAGUGUGCUGACGGAGAACGGUGGUGAAAUGGUGCAGGCAGAGUUGGGAGGUAUUCAGAUUGUCACGUCACCCUACACCGUCCACUUCAAGAAAUCACCCAAAUAUUUCAAACCAGGAAUAACGUGCGGUGAAUUACUUACUUACAUGAACAUUUAUGUUGAAGUUCUGAAUCGAGAUGAAACUCCGGCCAAAGGUGUUGAGGUGGUGGUGGAUCCAGGUGAUGUGCUUGCCCUCACUGAUGCCAACGGCAUGGCAAGGGUUGACCUCAAUACAAUGCCACAAAGCUCAAGUCUGACAAUCACUGCAAGGACCAAUGAUCCUGGUAUUUCACGUGAAAGACAAGCAUCAGCCACCAUGACAGCUCUCCCAUAUAAAACUAAGAGCAACAACUACAUCCACAUAGGUGUGGAUACAGCAGAGCUGGAGCUAGGAGACAAUCUGAAAAUCAACUUCAUCUUUAGCAGGGAGUUAAAUAAUCAAGACACUGAUGUCACAUACCUGAUCCUGAGCAGAGGUCAGCUGGUGAAACAUGGCCAUUACAGGAAUAGAGGCCAAGUACUGAUUUCCCUGGUAUUUCGCAUCACCAAAGAAAUGCUGCCAUCGUUCCGCAUCAUAGCCUACUACCAUACAAAUGACAAUGAAGUGGUAUCAGACUCUGUUUGGGUGGAUGUCAAGGACUCCUGCAUGGGCUCGCUGACGUUGGAAUCAUCGAGACCUGCCGUGUCCUAUGAGCCUCGCUGGGAAUUUGGUCUGAGAGUCACUGGAGAUCCAGGGGCCACAGUGGGACUGGUGGCAGUUGACAAAGUCACCUACUUCCUGAAUAACAAGCACCGCCUCACCCAGAAAAAGAUCUGGGACACUCUAGAGAAGUCCGACACAGGCUGCACACCCGGUGGAGGUGCAGACAGUAUGGGUGUGUUCUUCGAUGCCGGGCUGUUGUUUGAGUCGAGCACUGGUUCUGGGACUCCCUACAGACAAGAUUUGAAGUGUCCAUCCCCCACAAGGAGGAAACGAGCCAGCAGGACACUGGAAGUCACAACAGACUUGGAAGAAGAAGAUUUGGAAGACAGAAGCAAUGAAAUUGUUUCUCGCACCAUAUUCCCUGAAAGUUGGCUGUGGUCAACCAUCAAACUGCCUGCUUGCCCUGGACAAGAACCCAACUGUGUGUCCACAUCAUUUAUGAAAAGAUUUCCUUUAUCUGACUCAAUCACAACCUGGCAGAUCAUCGGUAUUAGUCUGUCAAGAACUCAUGGAAUCUGUGUGUCCAAUCCAUUGGAGGCAGUUGUUUCGAAGCAAUUCUUCAUUGAUCUCAAACUGCCGUACUCUGCUGUAAAAGGGGAGCAGUUGGAAAUUAAGGCUGUCCUCCACAACUACUUCCCUGAGCCUGCUAUCGUGCUUGUGGAACUGCUUGAGGAGGAGCAUGUGUGCAGUGCAGCUUCAAAUCGUGCAAGGUAUCGUCAUGAGGUCGUGGUUCAGCCUGAAACCACCCGAUCUGUACCCUUCAUCAUUAUUCCCAUGAGGGAAGGACAAUUCCGCAUUGAGGUCAAAGCAGUUGUUAAAGACUCGUCGCUCAGUGAUGGAAUCAUGAAGAUGCUGAGGGUGGUGCCUGAAGGUGUGUUAACAAAAUCUGAAAGUAUUAUAACACUAAACCCUGCUGAGAAAGGUGUAGACGGUAUCCAAGAAGAAAUAAUCAGAAGUGACAUUUCUCGUAAACAUAUGGUUCCAAACACACCAAUGAGCACAACUAUGUAUCUGACAGGAAAACGGCAGCAUAGUGGGCUGGUGGAGGACGUCAUUGGUGGGAAAUCAAUGGGUAGUCUGAUCUAUCGGCCGUCAGGGACUGGAGAGGGCAACAUGAUACACAUGACCAUGCCUGCCAUUGCUACCAUGUAUUUAGAUAAAACCAACCAGUGGGAAACUGUGGGCGUUGAGAAACGUAAUGAAGCCCUCGAACACAUCAAGACUGGUUACCAGAACGAGCUUGCCUACCGUAAAAAAGAUGGAUCUUUUUCUGUAUUUCCCAAUCACCCAAGUAGCACCUGGCUGACGGCCUAUGUCGCCAAGGUGUUUGCCAUGGCCAAUAGUCUGGUUGCAGUGGAAAGCAGCGUGAUCUGCGAUGCUGUCAAGUAUGUGAUUCUCAAUGCCCAGCAACCUGAUGGCAUGUUUCGAGAAAUCGGGCCUAUAUUUCACGGAGAGAUGACGGGUGAUGUGCGUGGCAAAGAUUCAGAUGCCUCCAUGACAGCCUUCUGCCUCAUCGCCAUGCAGGAGUCACGCACACUGUGUGCUGCCACUGUUAAUGUUCUGCCAGGCAGUGUAGAAAAAGCCGUGGCCUACCUGGAGGGGCGCCUGCCGAGCCUAGUCAACUCUUAUGCUGUUGCCAUGACAUCAUACGCCCUGGCCAAUGAAAACAAACUGAACCAGCAGAUCCUCUACACGUUUGCCUCCCAAGAGUUCUCCCACUGGGUUGUACCAGGAAGUCAUGUUUACACAAUGGAGGCCACAGCUUACGCUCUUCUUGCUCUCGUCAAGGUCAAGAUGGUGUCGACAUAUUAUAAUUUGCCUGGUGAAAAGAAGAGCGACUGUGAGAAGUUUAACCUGUCUGUGCAGAUCCUCCCAGAGAACGUGGAUGAUGAUGAGAAGAUAUACAAGCUGAGAAUAGAGGUUUUGUAUAAUGACACGGAGCGUGAUGCAGCCAUGUCGGUUUUGGAUAUUGGCUUGCCAACUGGCUUCACUGUGAACAAAGGAGACCUGGAUUUAUUAUCUAGAAAUCGUACUCGCACAAUUGCAAACUAUGAAAUGACCUCAGUCCUGUCAGAGAGAGAUUCACUCAUCAUCUACCUGGACAAGGUUUCUCACACUCAACCAGAAGAGAUCGCUUUUAGGAUCCAUCGGACGCUGAAAGUGGAUGUCUUACAUCCAGCUGCUGUGUCUGUCUAUGAAUAUUAUGACCAGACACAUUGUGUGAAAUUUUACCACCCGGAGAGAAGUGGAGAGCUAAUGAGGUUGUGUAGAAAUGAAGAAUGCAUAUGCGGUGAAGGCUACUGCAGUAAGCUGCAAAAGGACAAGACCAGACAUGAAAGCCGUGCUGUAAAGGCUUGUGAGUCCACGGCGGCAUACAGAACAGAUUAUGUGUACAAAGUACGAUUGGCGGGGUUUGAACAAGUUUCCUCUGUUGACAUUUACACAAUGGAGAUAGUAAAGGUCAUUAAGUCAGGAUAUACUGAUGUGAAUCCUCUUAAUGAAUUGCGCAAAUUCACCAGUCAUCCACAAUGCAGGCAGUCUUUAGAACUGACUGUAGGCAAAACCUACCUUCUAAUGGGCACAGACAAAAAUAUUCGCAGGAAUCCCCAAAGUCAAAUGUAUGAGUAUGAUCUCUUAGCCUCUAACUGGAUUGAGUACUGGCCCACAGACCCAGAGUGUCCUGCUGUCCAACACAGAUGUAACUGUGUUACCCUUCGGGAGUUCAAUGCCCCUGCAUGUUUGCAGUAAUGAAACUUUGCACUUUGCAUUAUUCUUAAUAUGUAAAACUUAUAUGACUUGCAGAAGUCUCAAUAUUAUACUGUAUUCUGUUGAUUAAAAUGUAUAACAGCCUUUA
Molecule: messenger RNA, 6696 nt
Organism: Seriola aureovittata
Lineage: Eukaryota; Metazoa; Chordata; Actinopteri; Carangiformes; Carangidae
Product: complement C3-like
Cellular component (GO): extracellular region
Molecular function (GO): protein binding; endopeptidase inhibitor activity
Source: RefSeq, a predicted model, not a curated record